Messenger RNA from Girardinichthys multiradiatus, 1161 nucleotides. Its product is annotated as leucine-rich alpha-2-glycoprotein-like. Gene Ontology annotation, molecular function: protein binding. NCBI's taxonomy places the organism in Eukaryota, Metazoa, Chordata, Actinopteri, Cyprinodontiformes, Goodeidae. The transcript is spliced from 2 exons. The coding region runs from base 355 to 1068 and encodes 237 amino acids. Gene Ontology annotation, cellular component: extracellular matrix. The record is from RefSeq and is a predicted model, not a curated record.
GCAACAUUUCAUCCUGAUUUGUUGAAAUAUGCUCAGCCUUGUGUGGAAAACAGUACAGAGUUCAAAGCAGAAGGGUUCCUGCUGCUCUUUUCAGCUGAACUUGACUACAAAAGAAGAAGUGCACAAUCAUGUCCAGAUCGGUGCUGCUGCUCUUUUGAGCCUUCAUCUGUGGAGGUGGUGUGCAGCAAAGGUGGCCUCACAGUUUUCCCCAGAAGUGGUUUACCGUCCAACACCACCUCAUUGUCCAUCCAAAACACAAACCUUGGCAAUAUUACUGCCGGUGAUCUGAAUGCUGUGCAGUUCCUAAACAACCUGCAGCUGUAUCACACCAAUCUUGCAAACCUUUCCUCAGACAUGCUGGUCUUCGUACCUCACUUGGACACUUUGGAUCUCACAGGAAACAAGCUAGUUGAACUGCCUGCAAACCUCUUCAGUCACAGCUCACUUCGUAGCCUGGUGGUGAAAAAUAACCAGCUAAAGGAAGCAGACCCAGCCUGGUUUUCUAACAACAGCAGUCUCCUCUAUCUGGAUUUUUCUGGUAACCGUCUAACCCGCAUUUCAGCUGAUCUGCUUCACAAGCUGCCCCUUCUGCAGACACUAGACUUGGACAGUAACAAUCUGCAAGAGCUACAAGCUGACCUGUUCAGGAGCCUUCAUCAACUGGAGACAUUAAAUCUGGCUGGGAACAAAUUAAUUACCCUAAGACCUCAAAUAUUUGCUCACAAUCUCAAACUAAAAUACUUGUACCUGCAGGAGAAUCAGCUCCAGGAUCUGCCAGCGAACCUCCUCCAUAGACUCCAACACCUUGAGCUUCUGCUGCUAAAUCAGAAUCGGCUUCGCCACCUCCCCACAGGCCUUCUGGAUGGGAUAAAUCCCUCUUUGCAGAUAAUCCUGACAGGGAACCCCUGGGAAUGUAAUGGUAAAAUGGAGUACCUGAUGAAGUGGCUCACCAACCAUCGCCAAAAUGUUCUCUUUGAGGAGGAGGUGACCUGUGAUCUCCCAAAGACGCUCAAAAAUCUGCAAAUUUCAUCUUUAACUGACAGUCAGCUUGGUGUCAGAUUACAAUAAAUGGUUCAACAAGAAAAUACAAAAAAGUAACUAAUUUACCUAUAAUCCUUUUGGUUGUAUUUUAAAUAAAUAAAUAAAUACGGAUAAACAUUG